Messenger RNA from Eruca vesicaria subsp. sativa (arugula), 3050 nucleotides. The record is from the annotation of a GenBank genome assembly. Lineage: Eukaryota; Viridiplantae; Streptophyta; Magnoliopsida; Brassicales; Brassicaceae.
CCUUCCUCUAUCAGCAGCUGCGCGUCCUCCAAACAAAAAAAAAAAACCCCUAGAUUAUCCAUCUCGGGAAAGCUUCUCAUUAAAUCAAACCCUAAAAUCACGAUGGGAUCCAGAUCUCGCAGCGAAAACUUCAAAUCCGGCGAUGGCGCUAGCCCAGGGAAAAUAUUCAUCGGAGGAUUACACAAAGACACCACUAACACUGAGUUCAAUAAGCACUUUGGAAAGUACGGAGAGAUUACAGACUCGGUGAUAAUGAGAGAUAGAAACACUGGAUUACCUAGAGGUUUCGGUUUCAUAACGUUUGCUGAUCCUGCUGUUGUUGAUCAAGUUAUUGAAGAUACUCACACUUUUAAUGGCAAACAGGUUGAGAUCAAGAGGACGAUUCCUAAAGGUGGUGGUGGUGGUGGUGAUCAGUCGAAGGAUUUUAAGACUAAGAAGAUUUUUGUUGGUGGUAUACCCUCCUCUGUUACUGAAGAUGAGCUUAAGGACUUUUUUGCCAAGUAUGGGACUAUAGUGGAGCACCAGAUAAUCCGAGACCAUGAAACAAACAGGUCUAGAGGUUUUGGUUUUGUGAUUUUCGACAGCGAGGAGGUUGUUGAUGAGUUGCUGUCUAAAGGGAACAUGGUCGACAUGGCUGACACUAAGGUGGAGAUCAAGAAAGCCGAACCAAAGAAAUCUUCAAACCGUUCACCUCCUUCUUAUGGUAGUCACCCUAGAGGCCGUUCUUCCUUUAACGAUAGUUAUGGCGGUGGUUACGGUCCACCUUAUGGAGGUUUUGAUGGAGGGUACGGUCCUCCUCCAGGUCCAAUUAGGUCACAUGGAGGUCCUCCUAGUAGGUUUGCUGCAGGGUAUGGGUAUGGUCGUGGAGGUGUAGGCCCUGAAUAUGGAGGAGGGUAUGGUGGUAGCUAUGGGGCUGGUAGUUUAGGUUACAGGAGUGAACCACCCCUUGGCUACUCUAGUCGUUUUGGACCUUAUGGGAGUGGGUUUGGUGGUGAGGCGUAUGGAGGUGGUAGUGGUGGUUAUGGUGGAGGAUAUGGUCGUGGAGGAGGAGAAGGCUACGGGGGAUAUGGUGGUGGCCCAGGGUAUGGUGGGGGAUUUGAAUCUGGUGGUCCAGGUGGCAGUUACGAAGGAGCAGGUGGUCCUGGUCCAUAUGGUAGAGGUUAUAGUAGCAGUAGUCGUUACCAUCCAUAUGCAAGAUAGGCUCGAACCGUUUCAGAUCCUUUUUGGUAGACGCUAUUCUCUAGAUUCGCGUAGUUGCAUUCUAGAGGAAACUAGAGUUAUCUCAUGUAGCGGCUACAUCAGGAAGGAUUUGCUAAGAGCAGGAAGAGCAUCUAAAAGUUUUUUAUUGCCAUAUUUAGACAUCUUCUAGUUUGUGUGUGUUUGUUUAACUUAAGUGUUGCUUUUUAAUCUCUCGACUUAGAUUUAUGUUAUCUAGACUAUAGCGUAUUUGGGAUUUGGAGUUUGGUUUAUUUGUCACUACCAUAAGAAUAACUCUGCUGAUAGUCUCUCGUUAGAUGAUUAAUGACUUGAUUUAAGUUUACCUCAAUCCCUUGCUUAGUUUGCGUAAUCAUACUAAUUAGCUUAACUGCCUAAGCUUAAGAAUCUUUGCAUAAAUGAAUUCAUCAUUAUUUAGCGCUCAAAUUUGAGCUUUUUGGUAGUCUAAUCUUUAUCUCUUUAGGUUUUGUGGUUCCAAACUCUGGUUAGAGUCGAAUUAGUAGGUUUUUAGUGCAUGUGUAAACUAGGUUUUUUAGUGGCAACUGUUCACGUAAGUCGUAGCUACAUUUUAGAAGUAAAUACAAACCGAAAUACGUCCUUCGAGUCCGAGCCUCGAAGUAAUUCUUGGUGGUUUACUUGUUAGAAUGUUGUAAUAUCGUAGCCCUACACGUCAAAAUAGGCCAUGAUGGUUGUUAGCUUGGUCUAUCUAGAGUCCUUCGAGUCCGAGCCUCUGGCCCAUAUGGAUAUUCGGUUCGAGUUUCGUUUUGUACUCGCAAUGUUUUUAAAAGUUUAGCCUAAAGUAUAGUAUGAAAUUCGAGCUGUUUGGAACUCUUACAUGUAAUUUUGUUCACGACUCAAUUGUUUGAGUAACAAUUGAUUGUGACUUUGUACUUUAUCUAAGCGAUGGAGAAAUUGACCUGAUUGUUCGAAUGUCAAAAAGAAAUCUCAUUCAUUAAGGAGCCAAUAAAUUAUUUGUCUUUUACGGCCGAAAAGAAGUCCAGUAAAGCCCAGAACAGUUAAAAAAUAAAAUGAAAUUUAUUUUUCUUUAUGUAAAAUCACUCCUUGACGGAAGCAAACAUCUAUUUACGGCAAAGAAAACGAGAAUCUCUAGGGUAUUAAGAACAGUAGUUCUAAAAAUCACUAUUUUAAGAUGUACAAUUUUCAGUGACAAAAAAAAAAAAAAAAUGUACAAUUUUACACAUUAACUUAAUUUUAAUACUAAAGAUUCUUCAAGCUUCAUAAAUCCAUUGUCGACUAUUUUUCAGAGGUUACUCUAUUUGUAAGAAGGUAGAAAAGAAAGAGAAAAGGAAGGAAAAAGGAAGGAAAAGAAUAAGCAAAGAGGGAGAUGAUGAUGAUGAAGAUAAAACUUAAGGAGAAAGACCAAGAUAAGAUAAGACAAGAACCUUACAACAUGUCUCAACGUGCACGUCGUAGUGGUGGCUCGGCGGUUAUAGGAAAGUCAUCAAGUGUGUGAGGCUAAACUGUUUAUGCGCACCAACGACACACCCUGGCUCCUUCAGGUGCCGUUACCAUAACUCCAGUCUCGGAAUGUCACGUGGCAUAUAUGUUCCCUCUAACCUUUCCACGUUGGCAGGGGGAGGCUCUAGUUCUAACUCUACCAUGUCUUAAAAAGUCGUUUCCCCAAAGAACAAAAAAUAUUACAAUGUUGUUUCUUCUAAAUGCAAAACCUCUGGACUCCAAUGUGUUUGUGAGUACAUAUAAAAACACGAGACAGGCUUUGGUUUUUCUUUUCUUUAUGUUCUGUUGGUAAAAAGGAUAUACUUUGUAGUUCUUUAAUUUAAGAUAAUGAAUAACAAGGAAAUAAAUCUCUGAAU